CAUUUGCCUGUCACUUUGCCAACCCUUUCCCCCCUUCCUUCUUUUCCUACCAACUCAGAGAAGGUAUAAAAGGUAGCUGGUUUUUGGGACACAGAACAAACUUUGUAUGUGAUGUCCUCUUCGGGAUUACAACGCCGGCGAGCGGCGGGUGCCUCUUCUUCAGCGCAGGAUGAGGAGUUCGGUGGGGCAUGGUCUUCGACAUCGACCUCCCGAAAUGACGUUAAUGGUAGCGGAGCGAGCAGUCCUGGGCCAACGACGCCAAACGGAAAUGGCAUUGGGGGUGCAGUGCAUGCGGGGACAGCGUUCGAAGGUGGGAGCAAGGUUGCGUACGACCCGCGAGACCUUGAGCUUGAGGAUGCAGAGGCGAGGUCGGCUGGAGGCAAGAUGCCGAGGUUGACUAUCAUGGAGGAGGUUUUGUUGCUUGGGAUCAAGGAUAAACAGGGUUACCUGUCGUUUUGGAACGAUAAUAUCUCGUAUGCGCUACGAGGGUGUAUACUGAUCGAACUGGCUCUUCGACGACGUAUCGCCAUCUCACGCGACCCCGCACGAAAACGAGUUCCACUGUCUGAACGUGUUGUUGAAGUCCUCGAUGCACGACCUACAGGUGAAACUCUUCUUGACGAAGCGCUCCGGAUGAUGGUUGCGACCUCUGCACAUCAAACUGCUUCCGUUGCGCCUGCAUCAUCAACGGCAACGGCAUCUGCUGCGACCCAGCCGGAAUUCAUCUCCGUUAAUACCUGGAUAGAUCUACUCAGUGGAGAGACGUGGAAUCUUAUGAAGAUCGGCUUCCAACUCAAACAAGUACGCGAACGACUUGCGAAGGGGCUCGUCGACAAAGGCGUCUUGCGCACUGAAAAACGAAAUUUCUUGUUAUUCGAUAUGGCAACUCAUCCAGUUGCAGACGCGAGAACGAAAGAAGGGAUCGUGAGGAGGGUGACGACCUUGCUUAGUGCGCAAACACGUGCUGUCCCACCAGCUGCGUUGGGGAAGGAAGGUGAACAGUGUAGGGCUAUGAGAGCGGUGGCGUUAUGUUGUGCUUCGUACGCUGCGAGUGUGUUGGAUAAUUGUUUCACGAGACUUACGUAUGAGGAUCGUGAAGCUGCGUUUUCGCGUGCUGAGGAUAUACUUGGCGAGUUUGCUGCUUGGCCAUUUGGUGCAUCGUCAUCAUCAUCAAGCUCAGGUCCGAGUGCGCGUCGACGAGAAGGGACAAAAAUUGGGACAGGCAGUAGUGGAGGGAGUGGUACACCUGGGCGAGAGAGCAUAUUGGGUCUCGUUGAUGCCGUCAAAGGGGAGAUGCACACCACCGGUCCUGGAGUGAGCGAUGGUGAGGAUCGAUGUUUCGAGUUAAUUGCUGCGGUGUUGGAUGUCCUCUCUCGUCUAGAUUCUUUACUAUGACUCUUUGUCCUAUGUUUCUUCUGUCUUUAAUCUUGCUCUCAUCAAUAUAUAUUUCAAUUACACUCUCUUCACCCCUUUUUCGUAUAAUCGCUGUUUUUUCUUUUCUAUUGGUUCUUGUA
This is a messenger RNA of Fomitiporia mediterranea MF3/22, 1514 nucleotides long. RefSeq names its product GPP34-domain-containing protein. Gene Ontology annotation, cellular component: Golgi cisterna; cytosol; trans-Golgi network. Gene Ontology annotation, biological process: Golgi organization; Golgi vesicle budding; retrograde vesicle-mediated transport, Golgi to endoplasmic reticulum. Gene Ontology annotation, molecular function: phosphatidylinositol-4-phosphate binding. NCBI's taxonomy places the organism in Eukaryota, Fungi, Basidiomycota, Agaricomycetes, Hymenochaetales, Hymenochaetaceae. The transcript is spliced from 3 exons. The record is from RefSeq and is a predicted model, not a curated record. Bases 112 to 1395 code for a protein of 427 amino acids.